AUGGCCUACGAACGCAAGUCUAGCCUUUACAAUGACCUAGACCAAACCGAUGAUCAGUGCAAAGUUUUUGUCCUCCUUGACAGUUUUGCUACCACCACUCCAUCAAUCCAUGAAAGGCUUGAUUGGCUCUUCGAAGGGUUUCGAGCCAUCGAUCGUGUUGGCCACAGCGAACGUCUUACCGACUGCGCUACCCAGCGGAGUGUUAAGGACGGUUACAGCGCAUUGAUAGGUUUCGGAUGCGAUUGUCGAUGA
Messenger RNA from Necator americanus (New World hookworm), 252 nucleotides. RefSeq lists its product as uncharacterized. The record is from RefSeq and is a predicted model, not a curated record. Lineage: Eukaryota; Metazoa; Nematoda; Chromadorea; Rhabditida; Ancylostomatidae. The transcript is spliced from 2 exons. The coding region runs from base 1 to 252 and encodes 83 amino acids.